CUACAAGAGUCGAAGCGAAGCUUUCAGCAUAACCUUAGACCAGUCUGAUUGCUUCCAAUUGAUUGCGCCGACCAGUGGAAACCGUCAUUCGCAUUCCCGAUCUCGCAUCCUCUUAGACCUCGAAUCCCGUCGCAUUCCGUAAAGCGAAGAAUACGAUAACGUCACGGUUUCUCGAAGCGCUUACUCGACUUCCCAACUUUGAUCCAUCGCGCACCUGGCGUGGCGAACCGAGCGUUGAGGGUGUAAAUACGGACACAGAAAAAGAGACCUGGCGCUGAGCGCGGUUCAUACAUGCCUUGCUGGUGAUGCCGCGAGCAGAGCGAGGAAUAAACCGAGCUUGCACGGCGCAUCAGCAUGAUUGGCACACCAAAGACUGGCCUCCGCGGCCUGCUCCUUCUCUUGCUGGCUUCAUCGUCGACGGCAUUCUAUAUCCCUGGCUGGUCAGUCAAGACGUACAAGGAUGGCGAGCUGGUACCGCUGAUGGUCAACAAGGUCUACUCAGAUAACACGCAGCUCCAGUAUGCCUAUAACGAUUUGCCAUUUACCUGCUCCCCGACGGGGAACCACAAGGCCGGAGGCGGCUUGCUGAGCGGCCAGAGCGUGCCCUUGAAUCUGGGGGAGGUGCUGCGUGGUGACCGCAUUGUCACAUCCGACAUGGAGCUUGCCAUGGCGAAAGACACACCGUGCACACUACUCUGCAAUAAAGAGCUAUCACGUCGCGAUAUGCGCUGGACAAAAGAGCUGAUCCAGGACGGGUAUGUGGCUGAGUGGAUCGUGGACAACCUGCCCGGCGCAACCAGCUUUGUCACUGCCGACAAGUCGCGCAAAUAUUAUGCCGCAGGCUUCAAGUUGGGAUAUACAGAGGCCUCGCCAAAGACCGGGAAGCUUCACUACUAUCUCAACAAUCACCAUACCAUUGUCAUACGGUACCGCAGAGCACCAGGCCGGGCUGGCGAUCGUGGUGAAAAGGUGAUUGUUGGGUUCGAAGUUUACCCCAAGAGCGUUGGAAACGGCAACAAAAAGGACAGCGCCGGAUGUCCCGUGGACAUUCAGAACGUUGAAGAGCCUUUUGAGCUCCCCGGCUCUCUGACAAUUCCUUACACUUACUCUGUCUACUUUCGCGAAGACGAGAGCAUCGAAUGGGGCCAUCGCUGGGACCUCUACUUCGUGAACCAAGAGGAAGGCACGCGCAUCCACUGGAUGGCCAUUAUCAACUCGCUCAUCAUCUGCGGGCUCCUGACGGGCAUCGUCAUGAUUAUCCUCGCCAGGACUAUCCAUAGCGACAUCAACAAGGGCAUCUCAGCCGAAGAAGGGAAAGCCAGGGGCAAGAGAGCAGCCAAGCCCAAGGGCGAGCAGACCUCAGGCUUGCUGAAGGCCACGGGCUGGAAGCUGCUCCACGGAGACGUGUUUCGAAAGCCGAAGCUUGGGACCCUGCUGGCGCCCCUUGUUGGGUCCGGGAUGCAGCUGUUCUUCAUGGCCAUUGGACUGGUGUCGCUCGGUGCCUUGGGGGUCUUGAACCCGAGCUUCCGGGGCGGCUUCAUCAGCGUUGGAGUAGGUUUGUUUAUCUUUGCGGGACUCUUCUCCGGCUACUUAUCUGCCCGCGUCUUCAAGAGCUUUGACGGCGCGGACCAUCGUGCAAACGCGCUGGUUACAGCCUUGCUGUUCCCCGGUCUCACCUUUGGGCUUGUCUUUAUCCUCAACCUCUUUGUGUGGGCCCAGGCAUCCAGCACGGCGAUUCCAUUCGGAACCCUGUUGGCGAUUCUUGUUCUCUGGCUCUGCGUGCAGGUGCCGCUUGUGUAUGCAGGGUCUCACUAUGGCUUCCACAAGGCCGGUGCUUGGGAGCAUCCCACCAAGACAACGACGAUCCCCAGACAGGUGCCUCGGCAGGCCUGGUACAGCAAGUCGAUUCAGGCAGUGCUUCUAGCGGGCUUGAUCCCGUUUGCCGUCAUCUUCAUCGAGCUGUUGUUCGUUUUCCAGUCGAUCUGGCAGGACAAGAGCAGCUACUACUACGUCUUUGGCUUCCUGGCAGUGGUGCUGGCCAUUCUGAUGGUGACCAUUGCCGAAGUGACCAUUGUGACCAUCUAUGCCCAGCUCUGCGCAGAAAACUACCACUGGUGGUGGCAGUCAUUUUUUGUUGGGGGCGGAAGCGCGUUUUGGGUGUUUCUCUAUUCGCUGUGGUACUAUUUCUUCAAGCUGCACAUCAGUGGUUUUGUGAGUAGCAUGCUCUUCUUUGCGUAUAGUUUCAUGGCGUGCUGUGUGUAUGGGCUGUUGACGGGCACGAUUGGAUUCUUGAGCGCAUAUGCCUUUGUGCGAAGGAUAUACAGGUAUGUCUCGCUUUCCUCGAAGUGA
Trichoderma reesei QM6a is the source of this 2349-nucleotide messenger RNA. RefSeq lists its product as uncharacterized. NCBI's taxonomy places the organism in Eukaryota, Fungi, Ascomycota, Sordariomycetes, Hypocreales, Hypocreaceae. The record is from RefSeq and is a predicted model, not a curated record. Gene Ontology annotation, biological process: vacuolar transport; protein localization to membrane. The transcript has 4 exons. Gene Ontology annotation, cellular component: membrane; Golgi apparatus. The coding region runs from base 355 to 2349 and encodes 664 amino acids.